Molecule: messenger RNA, 1020 nt
Organism: Brassica oleracea var. oleracea
Lineage: Eukaryota; Viridiplantae; Streptophyta; Magnoliopsida; Brassicales; Brassicaceae
Exons: 1
Coding region: 40-864 (274 amino acids)
Source: RefSeq, a predicted model, not a curated record
CACAGCACAAAAGAAAUAAAAACUACGCCGUUAUAUAUUAUGGGUUGUUGCAUCUCCGCCACCGCCACGGCCACUGCCACCACCGACAAGAAAAAUGAGCCUGUCUCUGGAAAGAAAACAGCACUGCCUCCAGUAGCCGUUGUCGAGGAAGAGACAGUAGUCAAAGAAGUCUUGUCCGAAACCACAUUGGUAACUUCACUAAACGACAAUUCGGCAAUGGAAACGACAACGAACAAGGUUCCAGAAGAGGAGGAGGAGGAGGAGAAGAAACCCGGAGCUGUCGAUGCUUCUCCAGACCCGGUUUUAACCGAGAACGGUUCGGUUGAACCGGGGAAAGGAUCGGAGGUCUCAGAAAUCUGCAGUUUGAGCGAGAGCUUGCUUUCUAUCGUGAGUGGGUACGAGGAGGAAGAAGUGAAACAGAUGAAACCGCAGGGAGUGAGACAGAGGUCUCCGGCGAAAUAUCGGGACCGGGUCAUGGCUAAUAAUUACCCGACCCGGAGAAGCGAUAUGUCUCCACGUAAAAGAAACACCGAAGGAGGAGAAGGAGCUGGCUCGGUGAGGCUGGUGCCAUCGGGUGCGGGUCAGAGAGACCCGACUGAGAGGUCCGAGAGGAGAAGGUCCAGGUCGCCGGCAGUCAACAGGCCCGUCAUGGUGGGGCCGAGUCGGAAUCAUUAUGCAAGUACGGACAAUGGUGGUGUAAUGAUGAAAAAAGGUCAGUCUCCGGGCCGGGUGAGACCUUAUCCGAAUAAAAACGGGUCGGAGCAAGACUGUCAUCGUCAGUGGCCGAGUCAGAAUGAUAAUUCUACCUCUAAUGAUUCGUUUGAAAACCCUCUUGUAUCCUUAGAGUGUUUCAUUUUUCUAUGAGAUUUUAUUAUUAUGAAGAAGAAUAUCCCGGGGAAUAAUACUCGAAUUAUAUAUCGUCGGAUUUUAAUCAAAUAACUUGUGUAGCUUUGUAUUGGAUCUAUUCUCAGUAUUCAUAAGUUUGGCAAUUUCAAGAUUUGUUUGGUUGUGUCGAAUAUA